Molecule: messenger RNA, 339 nt
Organism: Cadophora gregata
Lineage: Eukaryota; Fungi; Ascomycota; Leotiomycetes; Helotiales; Ploettnerulaceae
Exons: 1
Coding region: 1-339 (112 amino acids)
Source: RefSeq, a predicted model, not a curated record
AUGUCAACAACCAAAUCCCCCACCUCCAAAUCCACCACCACCACCGCCUUCUCCAAUUCCAAUCCCAAAUCUCAAUCUCCCACUCCCUCUCUCCACGAAGACGAAUACACCACCACCACCCACUCUCAAUCCCAACCCCAACCACUCCAUCAAUUUACACACCAUCAAAUCAAAGUCCGAGACUUUGCACCCGGCUCACUGGUCCCCUCAACAGGGGAUGCCGAACUGGUGUUGGUGUUAGAGCGUAAGAAGAGUCUGAGGAAGAAGAUCCAGGGGCUGGUGUGGAAUCCUAGGGCGAGGUAUUCGAGGAGGGGGAGGCUGAUGGAGAUUUUGGGGUGA